Molecule: messenger RNA, 1367 nt
Organism: Lasiosphaeria miniovina
Lineage: Eukaryota; Fungi; Ascomycota; Sordariomycetes; Sordariales; Lasiosphaeriaceae
Exons: 1
Coding region: 359-1045 (228 amino acids)
Source: RefSeq, a predicted model, not a curated record
CGCGACACAAGACGUUGAAGCAAUAGCAGUCGUUGUCGAAGUAGGUGGUACAAAGUUUCUUGCCAGCACCACGUAAAACAGCCCCUCCUACCUCGUGUGCAUCUCUGUCACGCUGCUACCACACCUCACUCAUGCAGAUACGGUCUAAUUAGUUUCACCUUGGCGGGGUGUCGUUGUCGUACGGACGUACACUUAUAGUUUUCACGUGUUUUUCUUUCUGGCUUCAUUCUUACUCCCCCUUCCCAUUGCUUUCCGUCCUGCAGCAGGACAGAAACGGCAAGGAGAGAUAGAGAUAGAGAGAGCGAGCACGAGCUCGUAUGUAUUGUACCACGACGGCAUAUUACGAGGUCAUGGAACCAUGUGUCACGACGGACAAAAGCUUUGCGUGCGUGUAUGUGCGACUAAGUCCCUCCUUUUUUCUCUUUUCUGUCAAUGGCAGCAAGACGAUCAGCCAGUUCGGUGUGAUUCGUAUCCUAAGGCCAAGUCGAUCCCGAAGUCGCAGUUUUCGAGGGCAAGAUCUUCUUUGCAUCCCCGGCCUCGGGAGAGAGAGGGCAGUGUAAGAAAAAAUCAGUAUUGUAUUGGUAUUGCCAUCGUUUCCCAAACUGCAAACGAGAGCGAUACACAUGCGCACACGCACACGCACACGGGAUGGCGGCGCCACACGACGCCCCAACGAAAACAAUCGCCCGGCCAGCGGGCCGUGUGCAUGUCAAGACAGCCCCGGUGUGGACGGUUUGACGAGAGCAAGCCGUGGCAGCCACGCGGAGGGCUGAAGAUAAGCGCAUCUGUUUUAAAAGGGGAAAAGGGGGUCUGUGGCUUCUCGUGUGAUUCGUAUGGCGCACCACCGUGUCCUAUGUCUCAGAAUGCGCAGAUGAGCAGGCCAGCCACCGGUGAUGAAGGAAAGGAGCUGAGACAUCUCCAACGAAGCGCGGACAAACUCGAAAAAGAAAGCCAACACAAUGUUCGGGAUUGGGCAAAGAAGCCGAUCUCUCCACGACGAGACGGGCCCCGAGUAAAAGAAGGAAGUGUCUAUUUGUUCCGAUAAGGGCGGUUUCUUUUUUUGCUCGAGCCUUCGUAUCUUGUUUUCGUGGGCUGAUGAGAUAUCAAGACGAUCAGCGGGCUCUUGAAUUUCGAUCUUCAACAAGAACACGCGGCCCUCGACAAAAUAGAUCUAGCAAUGGCUGCAUCCAAUCACGACGCUUCACCGGAGCUUACAAGCUCCUAUCGACCGGGCUAGCUAUCAAAAGUUCAACGCCCCAUUAAAGCUGGCGUCUAAAUAAAAAGCGAGGUCGUGGGGGCCUGGUGGUAAGAAAGCUACGGAAUAACCCGCAUUGCCUCUUUCGAUGUCGAAAGCAAUUGAUUGACUG